Apus apus (common swift) is the source of this 2353-nucleotide messenger RNA. RefSeq names its product ADP-ribosylarginine hydrolase (gene ADPRH). Lineage: Eukaryota; Metazoa; Chordata; Aves; Apodiformes; Apodidae. Gene Ontology annotation, molecular function: magnesium ion binding; ADP-ribosylarginine-[protein] hydrolase activity. The transcript is spliced from 4 exons. Bases 176 to 1222 code for a protein of 348 amino acids. Gene Ontology annotation, biological process: protein de-ADP-ribosylation. The record is from RefSeq and is a predicted model, not a curated record.
GGUCUGGGGAGCUUUCUACUACGGAACGCGUGGUUGGGGGCUGCGGGGGCUGCUGCGGGGGCUGCUGCCCCGGGAGGGCCCGGCUGGGCGGCCGCGGGGGGAGCUGCCAGACACGCUCACCCCCCGCGCUUUCUGCAUUGAAACAGUCCUGGGGCAAAGUUCGUGUCCGAAGGGGAUGGAAAAGUACGUGGCAGCCAUGGUGCUGAGCGCAGUGGGUGACACGCUGGGCUAUUGCAACGGGCGAUGGGAGUUCCUGCUGAGCGGCCCAGCCAUCCACAAGGAGCUGGCGGAGAUGGGGGGACUCGGCAACUUCAGCAUCCAAGGCUGGAAGGUCAGCGAUGACACAGUGAUGCACUUGGCCACGGCUGAGGCCCUGGUAGCUGCUGGGAAAAAAACAAGUUUAGCCCAUCUCUAUUCCCUGAUUGCAAAGAACUACAAGGAGUGCAUGAAUGACAUGGAAGGUAGAGCUCCAGGUGGCACGUGUAUGCAAAAUGCGCUGAAACUGGAUCCGAGGAGGCCGGAUGGCUGGAGGGUCCCAUUCAGCCCCCGGGCAGGAGGCUGUGGUGCUGCCAUGCGCUCCAUGUGCAUCGGGCUGCGUUUCUGUCACCCCUCCGAGCUGGACUCCCUGGUGCAAGUCAGCAUCGAGAGUGGCCGAAUGACGCACCACCAUCCCACCGGCUACCUGGGCUCCCUGGCUUCAGCCCUCUUCACAGCUUUUGCAGUGAAUGGCGUGCCCCCCCAGGCCUGGGGGAAGGGGCUGCUGGAAGUGCUGCCACAGGCCAAAGCCUACGUGCGGGACACAGGUUUCUUCGUGGAGGAGAACAUAGAGCAAUGGCAUUACUUUGAAGAGCAAUGGAUGAAAUACCUGGCAGAGAGGGGCAUAUCAGAUGGGGUCUCGCUGCCUACCUUCCCCCCCAAGUACGGCGUGGAAGAGAGAGACUCGUUCUACACCUCCCUCAGCUAUGAUGGCUGGGGGGGCAGCAGUGGGCACGACGCCCCCAUGAUUGCUUAUGACGCCCUGCUGGGUGCAGGGGACUCCUGGGAGGAGCUGGCUCACCGGGCUUUCUUCCAUGGAGGUGACAGCGACUCCACCGCCGCCAUUGCUGCCUGCUGGUGGGGGGCCAUGCACGGCUUCCGGGGCGUCAGCGCCUCCCUCUACACCCACCUGGAGUACAGGGACCGUCUGGAGCAGGUGGCCAAGGACUUGUACCGCAUCGCCUAGGUGGGGGGCAGCAGGGCCCCCCAGGGGUGUGCUUAUCCUCGCUCACUCAAGGACUUGCAAACCUGCUGGAUCAAAGCAUGCGAGCAUAAGCCAGAGCAGUGCUUGUUUUCUGUUUGUGUGUCUUGGCUUUGGAGCUAACUGCUUGUGGGGGAAAAGGAAUUAAAAGGGGGUUUGAUGGGAGCAUGCAACAAUGCGUCAGUCCCUCGAGCAGCCAAGUCCUGAGACAUCCCUCCUCAUCAGCAUGGCAGCUGCACAUCCACUGGGCCUCAAGGGGAGCAGAAGCACCCACUGCAGCAUUGCUAGUGAUGCUCCAGCAGCAGAACAGGCAGCAAAACCAACACAGGCUGCCCCCAAGCAGGUUCCUGCCCCUAUGAGCAUGCCAGAGGGGGCUGAGGGAUGCACAUCUGGCCGCAGAGGGCAGGCAUGGGCUGGCAGAGAUGCCUCCUGGUGAACCCAUGAUGGCUGGCUCAUGCUUUCCACCCUGUACUGCUGAUGGGGAGUGUCAAGGGACACUGCUGGCCAUCUAGCACCGAGCAUGUGUAAAGCUGAAACCUCUGCUCACAGAGAUUAUAGCAUAGAGAUUAUAGAACCUCUGCACAGAGACUAUAGCAGGUGCAGCCCAGCAACCUGCGAGGGGUGAAGGGAGCAAACAGCCAGUUGUGCACAGGGACAAGGGAGUUUUCUCAUUUUAGGAGAGGAUUUAGCAGAGGAUUUUUUUGUUUUAAAUAAAUGUGGGAAAAAACCCAAACCCAACCUGACAACUGUGUCAGCAGUGAAUUUUGCAGAAUUUCACAGCAUGCUUGCUUUACAGGUAAGAAUGUAUCACACUACUUCCCUAACUCCGUUAAUGGGGGAUUUCAAGACUAGUGGCCAAAUCCUUAUUCAAGCUAAAUAUGGGCAAUGAGAAAUAAACUUGCAUUUUGCAUCAGCUUAAGCAACUUCUGCAGUAAACUAUAUUCUUCUGCUUACAUCAAGGUUACAAAAGAUUAUUUGCUUAACAUUUGUUGUGGAUAAUUCUAGAAAAAAUGUUUUUUCUUCAAACCCAGACUAUGACACAGGAAAGUACUUGCUGUUUUCAGAGCAAUUUCAAAAAUGGUGUGUCCCAUUCAAUAAAUAGACCUGAAAAGCCUC